Molecule: messenger RNA, 465 nt
Organism: Trematosphaeria pertusa
Lineage: Eukaryota; Fungi; Ascomycota; Dothideomycetes; Pleosporales; Trematosphaeriaceae
Product: NADH-ubiquinone oxidoreductase-like protein 20.8 kDa subunit
Exons: 4
Coding region: 1-465 (154 amino acids)
Biological process (GO): mitochondrial electron transport, NADH to ubiquinone
Source: RefSeq, a predicted model, not a curated record
AUGUCGUCCCGCCAGCCGAGGUUCAAUCAGCAGGCGCUCUAUGAUACCACCCCUCUUCCCGACGAUAUCCCCAAGGUCAAAGAGCUCGGAGCCAGCUCUGCGCCCCUUCUCAGCGCCUCCUUCUUCAUCGGUGCGCGAUGCAAAGCCUACAAUGACGACUACAUGAUGUGCAAGGUGGAGAGCAAUGGCCGGGGUGAGCUGGACUGCAUGAAAGAAGGCCGCAAGGUUACGAGAUGCGCUGCGAGCGUUAUCAAGGAUAUCAACGAGCACUGCCUGCAGGAGUUCCGCACGCACUGGCAGUGCCUGGAGAACCACAACCAGCAGCUCUGGAAUUGCAGGUCGGAAGAGCGGAGGCUGAACAAGUGCGUGUUUGACAAGCUAAAACUGGAGAAGACGAUACCAGACGCUCCAAAGAACGAGACCCCGGUCCAUCAGCGGACGCGCAAUAUCUUUGCGUCGCACUGA